AUGGUAAACCAAUGGCUAUUGGAAUCUGCAUCAGCUAAGCGCCUGCUUGCCGUUUCCGCUUUCAAGCCAUCCAUACCUAAGCAAGAAGAGGAGUGGAAGAUCAAGCUUGACGACAUCCUCGAAAAGCCGCAAACUCCGUUCGCCGACUUCGCUGUUCACUUUACGAAAAGCCUCAAGACGAGAUACGCAUCUUCAUUCUCUGACAUUGAGGCUGUCUGCAAAGCCGCGGGCGCGACGAGCGUGACGAGUGGUGCGACGAAGAUCAAGAAGACAGGAAAUACCAUUGCCCUCGCUGCAGACGAAGAUGAUGUGGAGGCACAAAAACUGAUCAAAGACGGAAUAACAUGCUACACAAAGGACUUCUUCACAUACAGUAUCCUGCGGGGCGUCGUUGACCUCGAGAGCGACGAGUUCAAGAUCGAAGGAGCCGCAGCGGGCGAGACACCUUUAAAAGAGCAGAAGAAGAAACGAAGCCGGAAGAGUAACUAG
Alternaria metachromatica is the source of this 489-nucleotide messenger RNA. RefSeq lists its product as uncharacterized. The transcript has 2 exons. NCBI's taxonomy places the organism in Eukaryota, Fungi, Ascomycota, Dothideomycetes, Pleosporales, Pleosporaceae. The record is from RefSeq and is a predicted model, not a curated record. Bases 1 to 489 code for a protein of 162 amino acids.